UCGUAUCUACUUAUAGACCCGACUUCAGAUAACUGCUUUGAAAUCAAGAUAAAAUCAUGUAUAUGUUUAAAAUUUAAAGUUACUUUAUAUCAUAUAAACAUAGGAAUGCAAAUGUAUCAGGAAUAAAUAAACUAAUGAGGGAUCUGUUACAUGUUCAAAUACGUCGCCAUUAUGUUCUACUUUUAAGUUGAAUUUAUAUGACAUUUUAUUUCAUUUGAAAGUGAUAUGUUAUCGUUAAUUUAAGUAAUAAAUAUGUUUCAUACGGUGAAUAAAAUAAUAAAUAAAUGCUAUUAAUUAUAAUGCAAUUUGUAAAUAUCUCAAUAAUGUAUCUCACAUACUUAUUAAGUUCUUGACAUUAUGAACGGAUCAUAGAGUAUUAUGAUAUUGAAAAGAAUCCUUAUUUUAGCCAAUAACUUUCGAGUGAUUGAAGUGAAGUAGAUGAUUACGAAUUUGAUUAUUAAUUUAUUCAGCUGAUUUUCAUUUUUUGAAUUUAGAAUCGAUUAAUUUUUAUAUUUGACUUGUGAUAAAUCUCGCAUCUUUUAGAAUGAUGUGAAACUGUGUGAAUCAUACAUACAUCACAUGUACGUUUACAUUUUGUGUGACAGCGGAAGGACGCUGAAUUUUACAUUUAUCAAAUAUUAAUGUGUUGCAUUCACAUUUGAAUUAAAUUUCAUUAAAGGGAAUGUAAUAACAAUACUUAUUAAAAUACAUGUAACAAUGUAUCAUACACAAGUUAUUUUAGCAUACAUCCUAGUUUUCUUAACUAGUGUAUUCUCUGAAAAUAUAUUAUAUGGAGAAAUAGAUUAUCAAUGUCCACAACAUUGGAUAAAAUUUGGAGAAUCCUGUUAUCGUUUUAUAAAAAGCCCUAUUAGAGAAAGAGAAGAAGCUAGAAAAAAUUGUCAAGCUUAUCAGACUGAACUUUUAACAAUUAAUUCCGUGGAUGAACAUGGAUUCAUUUUUAAUCAAUUACAAUGGCAAGAUCCUCAACACCGUAAAUGGUACACAGGUAUUAAAAAUCAAAAUGGAAACUGGAUAAAUGAAGGUGAUAAUACUCAGUUGGUAAAUAUGGAUAAUGCAUUCUUACCUGAACCAAAUGAUAACACAGUCAGUAGAGAUUAUUUGGUAUAUUCUUAUCAUAAUAAUUUGCAACGUUGGGGAUUAGAAAAGGUAACAGGCAGAGAGAAGCUGUUAUAUAUUUGUGAAGCUCCAAUUUCUACUUUGCAUAACUUAGUAGAAGAUGAUCGUACUUAUCAGUAUGGUAUUGAAAUUGAUAAUCCUAAUCAAAUACCUAGAGGACCAUAUUUUAUAAAACAACCUAUAGAUAAAGUAUUUGAUGUGUCAAAAAGGAAAAUUAGUAAUGAUGUUUCAUUGAGUUGUCUCGCAGGUGGUUACCCUGCACCAACAUACGAAUGGUUUAAAGAAGAUUAUGAAAAUGACAGAUUAAUUGCAACGAAAAUAGAUCCAUUAAAAAAUGUCCGAUAUACUGUUAGCGGUGGUACAUUAAUUAUUUAUGAACCUGAUCAGACAACAGAUAGAGGUUCAUACCACUGUAAAGCUACAAAUAAGUUUGGUACAAUUAUAUCUGAAAGUGUUGAAUUAUCAUUCGGUUAUAUAUUGGAAUUCAAUUUAAAACGUUCAGAAGAACGUGGAGAUCAAAAUUGGGGUAAAGCUGUGUAUUGUGAUCCUCCUCAACAUUUUCCUGGCGUAAAAUAUUAUUGGGCACGUGAUUAUUUUCCUAAUUUUGUGGAAGAAGAUAAACGCGUCUUCGUUUCUCAUGAUGGAGCACUAUACUUUUCUGCAUUGGAAAUGAUUGAUCGUGGAAAUUAUUCUUGUAAUGUUCAAAGUGUUGCGUCUGACACUGGUCGCAAUGGACCAUUCUUCCCAGUGAGGGUUGAUGCACAUUCUUCAUUCCAACAAUUAAAAUUUCCCAAUAAUUUUCCAAAAGCAUUUCCAGAAGCACCAAUUGCUGGAGAAGAAGUUAGACUUGAAUGUAUUGCAUUUGGAUACCCUGUUCCAUCAUAUAAUUGGACGAGAAGAGGUGCGCCAUUACCACGUGGAACACAUACAACUAGUUAUAAUCGAGUAUUAAUAAUACCAAGAGUUCAUGUUGAUGAUCAAGGGGAAUAUAUCUGUAGAGCUCAGAAUGACAGAUUAUCAAUUGAAAAUUCUGUUAGACUAACUAUACAAGCAGCUCCAAAUUUCACCAUUCCAUUAGUGGAUAAGCACAUGGAUAACAGAGGGGAAUUAACUUGGACAUGUGAAGCAUUUGGAAUACCAGAUGUAACUUAUAGUUGGUUUAAAAAUGGCGAAUUAUUGGAUAUGGAAACUUUGCAUUCUGACGAUAAAGAUCGUUAUUUUAUACAAGAUAAUGUCUUAAGUAUAAAGCUACUAAAUCCAGAAACAGAUCCAGCUAUGUAUCAAUGUCGUGCAAAGAAUCAAUUGAAAACAAAAUAUUCAUCGGCUCAACUCAGAGUUUUAUCAUUAAAACCAUCAUUUAAAAAACGACCUAUGGAGCCUGAAACAUAUGCAGCAGAGAAAGGUAAUGUUACAAUUUUCUGUAAUCCUGAAGCCGCACCAAGACCAAAAUUUGUUUGGAAAAAAGAUGGAAAUGUAAUCGGUUCUGGCGGUAGACGGAAAAUUUUAGAAACUGGUAGCCUUAUAAUUAGUCCAGUUUCUAGAGAUGACGAAGGUACUUAUGUUUGUACUGCAACAAACCAAUAUGGAACUGAUGAAACUCGUGGACGAUUAAUAGUAUUACAUGGUCCACAAUUUGUGGAAAAAUUACCACAACGCAUAAUCACAGCAGUAAUGCAAAAUCAGACCUUACGUUGCAUGGGAGAUAUAGAUGAGAUGUUAGAUGUUGCUUACAUCUGGAAGCAUAAUGGUUUACGUAUCAGGGAUGAAGACUUAAUAGCUAAUCCAAGAUUACAUAUUGAUGGCGAAGAACUUAAUAUAAUAAAUGCUACAUUUGCAGAAGGGGGAGAGUAUGAAUGUAUAAUUACAAGUGCUGUAGGUAAAAUUUCUAGCAAGACAGUAGUGACAAUAGAAGGACCACCAGGGCCACCUGGAGGUGUACAAGUUGUAAAUAUUGUAAAAACUUCCACAACUUUACGUUGGACAGAUGGUGCUUUAAAUGGUAAACCCAUUACAAUGUAUACAGUUAGCGCAAGGACAAAUUGGAAUCAUACAUGGUUUAAUAUUAUAGAAAACAUUACUGCCAUUGAAGUAGACAGAUAUAAUGGCAGAAAGGAAGCAUAUUUAGAAAACAUUUUAAAUCCUUACACCACGUACUCAUUUGCUGUAUCUGCCUACAAUGAACUAGGAUAUAGUUCACCUUCAUCACCUUCUCCACAGUACAGUACACCAUCUGAUAAACCAAAUAAAAUACCAUCUAAUAUAGGUGGAGGAGGAGGAAAAAUUGGAGAUCUUACCAUCAGAUGGGAUCCUUUACCAUCCUCAGAUCAAAAUGGUCCAGGAAUUUAUUACAAAAUUUUUUGGCGCCAGAAACAUCAUGAAACUGAAUUUCAGUCAUUGUCCUUGAAAGAAUAUGGCAAUGUUGGCAGAAGUGUUGUUCAAAUAUCACCACAAUAUUAUUACACAGAAUAUGAAGUUAAAGUUCAAGCAGCUAAUGCAUUAGGUUUUGGACCAAUUUCUGAUGCAGUUACUAUAUUUAGUGCAGAAGACAUGCCACAAGUAGCUCCACAACAAGUUGUUGCGCAUAGUUAUAACAGUACUAGUUUGAAUGUUAGCUGGUCAGCAAUUGAACAAACGCGGGAAAAAAUACGGGGCAAGUUAAUAGGUCAUAGAAUAAAGUACUGGAGAGAAAGUAAUCGAGAAGAAGAUGCAGUAUACUACUUGUCUCGAAGUACAAGACCUUGGGCUCUAGUAGUUGGUUUGCAAGCUGACACAUACUAUUAUGUCAAAGUAAUGGCAUAUAAUUCUGCUGGAGAAGGUCCCGAAAGCGAACGAUAUUUAGAGAGAACAUAUCGAAAGGCACCUCAAAAACCACCAUCUUCUGUUCACGUGUUUGGUGUAAAUCCUUCAACGGUUAGAGUAGUAUGGCGUUAUGUACAACCAAGUUUAGAAGAGGAACCGUUAAUAGGAUACAAAAUACGUGUUUGGGAAUUGGAUCAAGAUAUGAGUACUGCAAAUGAUACUAUCAUUCGAGGUGGUUCAAAGUUAGAAUCUGAUAUUACUAAUCUCAGUCCUGGUAAGGCAUACCAUUUACGUGUACUUGCGUAUAGUAAUGGUGGAGAUGGGCGAAUGUCAAGUCCAACUUAUACAUUCCAAAUGGGAGAUGCAACUGCCUUUAGAAGUAGUGCAAGUAAUAAAAUUUUGGAUGCUGCUCUUGGCAUAUCAUUAUUAGUAUUAUUACGCAUUUAUGAAUAUGUAUAACAUUUGACACUUUUUAUAUAAUAUAUACUCAACGAAUGUAUAGCAACAAAUUUUUAAGAAAGAAGAAUAAGCUUUAUGUGGACAAUAAUUGUAUUUCAUAAUAACAAUUUUGUUGCUAUAUUUUUUAUAUGGUUAUAAAGUAGAUACAUGAUAUUUUAAUAAGUAGGAAACUACAGAUUACAAUUGACGAGAUGAAAAAGAUUUAUAUUUCAUUCAUUUUAUCACAGAUCAAAAUAGAUUUAUUUUAUAUAACGCAAUUAUUGAACAUAAGAAAUAGGUUUAUAAUAUAAAAAGUCAUAGUUUCAGUAUAGUUUGCACAAAAAAAAUUAGUUAAAAUUUAUAUUUAACAUGAAUUAAUUUAGAAUAAUUUAUCUUACCUUUUAACCCCUCAGAUUCACUAUACUUAUCACUAUAUUUUUAUUAUUUUGUUUUGAUUCUUUUGUGAUCAUAGCUACAUUAUGAGGUGAAAACUAAUUAUAUAAUUUGAGGUAUAGAAAAUAUUUUGAACAUCACUGCAUACAAUUAGAUUAUUGAUAAAUCAGCUACAUAGGGGAAAAACAAAAAUUCUCUACAGUGCCUGAGAGGUUAAAAAGGAAUUUUACAAAAAAGCAUACCUAUCCGUCCAUAAAUAUUCAAAUAACAGAAUGUAAAUAUUUAUCAUAUUUUAUAUGUAGGUACUUUAAGGCUAUUCUAUUGUUAUGAAAAAUAAUGAAAUAGUUUGUUAAAACAAUUUCAUAUGAAAAAAUAUAAAAAACUGCAAACAUUUUAUUUACACUUAUCUGUUAUUCUAAUAUGAAAGAAACUCAUUACUUGGAUAAUUAUAUUAUCUGUAUAUCAUAUAAGAUUAAAAUAUCUUUUUUUUAUAGGUGGCUAUGUAUAUUUAUCAGUAUAAUUUGUAAUUCAUAAAAAUAACAAAUCUUUUUCUA
Messenger RNA from Nomia melanderi (Alkali bee), 5321 nucleotides. Its product is annotated as contactin. Gene Ontology annotation, molecular function: protein binding. The record is from RefSeq and is a predicted model, not a curated record. Gene Ontology annotation, cellular component: plasma membrane; axon. Lineage: Eukaryota; Metazoa; Arthropoda; Insecta; Hymenoptera; Halictidae. Gene Ontology annotation, biological process: axon guidance; cell-cell adhesion.